Messenger RNA from Paramisgurnus dabryanus, 3182 nucleotides. Its product is annotated as CD209 antigen-like protein C. Lineage: Eukaryota; Metazoa; Chordata; Actinopteri; Cypriniformes; Cobitidae. The record is from RefSeq and is a predicted model, not a curated record.
UCAAGUGUAAAGAUCGUAGAAUCCAGAGUUAAAAACUGUAUUCAGCAUAAAAGUAACUUGGUAUAAUUGUUAGCUUUAUACUUCAUUCAGAAGUUUUGAAAGUUUGUCUGUAGACGCUAUGUAAAUGCAAAAAUAAAUAUACUGCAUAAUCCAAUAUCACAAUCCAAAGCCAUGUAUUGUGGGAUUGUAAUACAAAUUUCAAUCAUUAAUGUGGUCCACACAUUUACUAGAGAUGAGAAGAGAUGAACUGUUGUAGGUCAAUUAUGAAUCAUAAACAGCUUUUAACUUUAAUCACAGAAUGUCACAUGAUACUGGACCUCACACAUAUACCUCACUUCCCUUUUCAUUCUACCCUAUACUAAAACCAGUAUCAGUAUGCAGAAAACACCAAAGAAGCCAACCUAAAACUACACAAGAAGUACAUUCAGCGUUAGUACAGUUCAAUUAAAAUUAAAAGUUAAGAUGGGAGAGGUUAUUUAUGAUAAUGUGAUCAGCACUGAGUCUGAGGGAAUGAACAGAGAGAGAAAAGAGAAGAUGGUGUCCAUCUAUGAAUGUGCAGAUUCUGUUAGAGAUCACGACUUCAACACAGAAACAAACACACAGCAAAAACUUCAGCGUACAGUUUCAGUGUGUUUGGCGCUGAUGUGUGUUCUUCUACUGACUGCAGUCAUAGUGCUGUGUGUCCUCAUCAAUACAAACAACCAACAGUUUAACAUCAAGACCAAAAACAUCACAGAAGAGAGAGACCAGCUACUAACCAAAUAUACCAACAUCACAGAAGAGAGAGAUGAAUUAAUAGCCAAGUAUAAUAAUAUUACUAAACUAAGUGAGCAGUUGGAGGAGGAGAAAUAUAAACUGUGGAGACAACUUAAUGAUGGAUGGAUUUACUAUCAAUCCAGUUUGUACUUCAUUUCAUCUGAGAAGAAGAACUGGACUGAGAGCAGAAGAUACUGUAGAGAGAGAGGAGCAGAUCUGAUCAUCAUUAACAACAAAGAGGAACAAGAUUUUAUUAAGAAGAAUUUUGGUAAAGACGGACUCUGGAUUGGUUUGACUGACAGUGCUGUAGAGGGCAGAUGGAAAUGGGUUGAUGGCAGCACACUAAACGCUAGUUUCAGAUUCUGGGGGUUGGGAGAACCCAAUGGUGAAAGAGAAGAGAACUGUGUUUGGUCUUCUUCAUCAGGGUGGGCUGAUUACCCCUGUACUGAUGCUUUUAAAUGGAUUUGUGAGAAAGAACAGUAGCAAGUUUCUUUGGACAGUUUCUUUGUUUUUAAUGUAUCUUUGCUCUAACACCACCUAAUUUUGAAUUACUGGCACCUGCCCCUCAUCAUCUCAGACACCUCAGAUGCACUCACUGUCUUACAGUACCUCGCUUUGGAUAAUGGACUCUGUGCUUUUUGGAUUACACUUAUCUUUGGUGAUCAUGAUCUCUGUCGUCCUCUGUGUGUCUCUCAACGUGCUACUUCUCUUCCAUCAUAACUAUGCUUCAUCUUGGUUACUCCUGUGAAUGGUUACCUUCAUACUUUGCCAAGUGAUCUCCUGUCAGCCAGAACUUGGGAACUGGGAACUGUGCGUUGAUCAUGCUGAAUUUCUGAAACUGUUGGAGACUAUCUUAGGGCGCAAGAUCUGAAAGAUCUGAAAGAGUUUGAACCUUUCUCACUGUAUGACAUAGAAACAUAGAUAAAGAGUCACAAUCACAAAAAUCGCGAUGAUUAUUUGAAGAUGGCAAUCUUUCAUCUUGGACAUCCAAAAAUUGUGCAGUGUAUCUCGGGCUUAACCGCUAAAACACCUCAAAUUUAUUUCAAGCUUUAUAUUUUGUGCUGUGAUCAAAUGUCUACUUUUAAUGUUGUCUGUCAAUGAGAGUAAUAUGUGAGAUGUGAUCAUAAGUCAGGAUGUAGCAAGUAUUUAUACAUAUAGUUAUAAUACUAUUGUAUGGCUCAUCCAGCAAUAUUUUUAAAGCUGAAUCAAAACACAGGUAAUUUAAACAUGUAACCUUAACAUGAAUACACCGAUCAGCCAUAACAUUAUGACCCCCUGCCUAAUAUUGUAUAGGUCCCCCUUUUGCCACCAAAACAGCCCUGACCCAUCGAGGCAUGGACUCUACUAGAGCUUUCUAUUAGAACCAGCAUUCACUUAUUCAGCAAUUUAAGCUACAGUAGCUCAUCUGUUGGAUCAGACCACACAGGCCAACCUUUGCUCUUAAUUUGCAUCAAUGAACCUUGGCGCACAUGACCCUGUUGCUGGAUCACCACCUUUUUUUCCUUGAACCACUUUUGAUAAGUACUGCACUGCAGACCGAGAACACCCCAUAAGAGCUGCAGUUCUAGAGAUGCUCUUACCCAAUCGUCUAGCCAUCACAAUUUGGCCCUUGUCAAAGUCGCUCAGAUCCUUAUGCUUGCCCAAUUUUCUGGUUCUAGCACAUCAAUUUUCUCUAGUUGAUUUGUUAGAAGCAGUCCAUGCCUCGACGGGUCAGGACUGUUUUGGUGGCAAAGGGGGGUUGUACACAAUAUUAGGCAGGUGGUCAUAAUGUUAUGGUUGAUUGGUGUAUAUUUACAUAAAACCUUUUUUCACAUUUUAUUGGUGUGUCUCGUGUAAUGAUAGCUUGCCACUGACCUAAAUAAAGUCCUCUGCAUUUGCAUUUUGAUGAAUGUUUUAUAUAUGGAUGAUAUUUUAGGUGUUAAACUUCAAUGAUGACUAAAUUUCACAAUGCAAAUAGUGUAAAUGACCUCAUCCCACACGAUGUAGCAAAAUAUUUUAUUGUUUUCUUCUAUAUCUACAUGUAUAUCUAAAAACAGCAAUCUCUUUAUGCAAAAUUAAUGAAAUCUCUUUUUGGUUUCAGAAAUUUCAAAAUGUUUUGAAAUUAAUCAAUGCAACAAUGAUCUAAACCAUUUGUGCACAUGUAAAACUUAUGUAAAUGUUUCUCACACUUACAGUAAGAUGUGGAUAUAAGUGUUUGAGUUAACAGCUCAUCUCUGAUGCUUCCGUUCUGCUUCUCUUUAACUAGAACUGCAGAGGGGAUCCACUUUAUACAGAUCACCACAAAAACAACAUUCAGCUUUAGCAGAGUUAAAAUGUUCGAUUAUAAAGAACUAGAGUUGACUGAGAUUAUUUAUGAAUGUGUGAGCAGGACUGAGUUUCAGGGAAUAAAGACGGAUGGAAUGAAGUUGAUGCUGGAGAUCUGUCAU